Messenger RNA from Trichoderma gamsii, 1725 nucleotides. RefSeq lists its product as hypothetical. The record is from RefSeq and is a predicted model, not a curated record. Lineage: Eukaryota; Fungi; Ascomycota; Sordariomycetes; Hypocreales; Hypocreaceae. Gene Ontology annotation, biological process: transmembrane transport. Gene Ontology annotation, molecular function: transmembrane transporter activity. Bases 1 to 1725 code for a protein of 574 amino acids. The transcript has a single exon.
AUGGCAGCAACAACAGAAACAGUUACGGUGCCUCUUGAGGCACUCCCCAGACUUGAAUCUGGCAGUGCCGUUGCCGCGUCUUCAAUCACCCUCGAACCAUUUUCAUCGCGAGCAAGGUCCAACCAGAGUCACACAGGCUCUGAGGCCGCGGAACAUGCGACUAACAAUGCUGUAUUGACGGCGGAGACUACAGCCUCCGAGCAAGAGGAGUACCCCGUAGGCGCAAAGUUCUGGUUUACGGUGCUGAGCCUUGUCAUUUUGCUCAUUCUCGGCGGCCUGGAUGGCAAUAUCGUCGCUACGGCAGUCCCGAAUAUCACCGACUACUUCCACACCGUCGCGGAUGUUGGCUGGUACUUGUCUGCGUACAAGCUCUGCGUCUGCUCUUUUCAAUUCCUGUUCGGCAAGCUGUAUAACAUCUUUCCCAUCAAAGUGGUGCUGCUGACUGCCAUUGCCACUUUUCUCGUUGGCUCGGUGCUCAGCUCUACAGCGAGGAGCUCUUCCAUGUUCAUUGUUGGUCGAGCUGUGACGGGGCUCGGCGCAGCGGGCAUAUUCGCUGGAGCUUUCACGGCUUCUGUCCAUAUUAUGCCUUUGCGAUGGCGUCCCGUGUUCAACGCAACGCUGGGAGGUAUUGAGAGCGUGGCCGUCAUCUCCGCGCCUCUGCUUGGUGGUGUUUUGGUGCAAACCCUCUCAUGGCGCUGGUGCUUCUAUGUCAAUUUGCCCAUCGGUGGCCUUGCACUAGUCGUCACGCUGUUCUUCUUUCCGAAUCUCAAGGCUCAUGGCAGCGACUCGGCGGCAUCUUGGCAGACCAAACUUGGCCAACUGGAUCUUUUGAGCACCGCUGUCUUUGUACCUGCUCUGACUUGUCUGUUUAUUGCAUUAUCUUGGGCCGGCCUGAAGCACCCUUGGAGUGAUGCCAGAGUCAUUGUUCUAUUUGUUCUCUUUGGUCUGCUCUUUACCGCCUUCGCUUAUAUACAGCAUCGGAAGGGCGACGAUGCUCUGCUGCCUCUUCGCAUCAUGAAGCAGCGUAGCAUCUUGGCCGGAUUAAUCUUCAGUCUGUGUACGAAUGGGGCGAUGAAUGUGCUAGAGUUCUAUAUACCUACAUACUACCAGGCCGUUCGCGAAUACUCGCCUGCCAAGAGCGGUUAUAUGAUGGCGCCUAUCCUGGCUGGCUUCAUGAUUGCUGUCAUCUUGAACGGCGCAGGGACCACGAUAUGGGGAUACUACGUGCCUUCUAUGAUGCUUGCGUCUACUCUCAUGCCGUUGGCGGCGGGACUCAUGACAACUUGGCAGGUCAGCACCAGCUUUGCUCAGCUCAUCAUCUACUCGGCCCUCGCUGGGUUUGCAGGCGGGAUUGGUUUCCAGGCUCCCCAGAGUGCUGUUCAGACUGUUUUACCCGCGUCUGAUGUGCCGCUGGGCUUGUCCGUUAUUCUUUUUGCGCAAAACUUUGGGCCAGCUCUCUUCGUUGCCGUCGCGCAGACAAUCUUCACUAACCAGCUGUCUACGAAUUUGAAAGGGCUGGGUAUCGCAUUGAGUCCUGGAGAGAUUGAAAAACUGGGUUUGACAGACCUGAAAAGCGUGAUAUCUCCAACGCUGUGGAAGGAUACACUGGACAGCAUUGACAAGAGCCUUGUGCAGACUUGGUAUCUCGUCAUUGGACUGACCUGCGUCACCAUGAUUGGGAGUCUGUCCAUGGAGUGGCGGUCUGUUAAGGAGAAGAGGCAGUGA